Molecule: messenger RNA, 805 nt
Organism: Paramuricea clavata
Lineage: Eukaryota; Metazoa; Cnidaria; Anthozoa; Malacalcyonacea; Plexauridae
Source: the annotation of a GenBank genome assembly
CUUACACUAAUAGCUUUAUAUGUUAGUCUAUGAUUGCUGCAUGGUUCAUUUCGUUCUAACCUCUGAGGUGAAAGGAUGCCCUGUUGUGGUGAAAGUCUUCCAGAAAUUUCCCUUCGAGAUAUCUUUGGGAAAGUGCGUUGUAUUUCCGCUUGCUGUGGAGGGAAAAUUGUAAUUCAAGCCUCAGACAUUGAUGGCAGAAAAGUACCUGAGCCAAAUCUAUUACAAUCCAGAAAGUCCCGCAAGUUUUGGUGGCGUAGAUUCAAUUUACCGGGUCGUAAAAGACGAAGGCAAACAUCAAAUAUCGCGGAACAAAAUACGGCUAUGGCUACAAAAGCAAGAUACGUAUACUUUGCAUAAACCUGUAAGAUAUCGUUUCAAACGGAACCGUUUCAUGGUAGGCGCAAUUGACGAGCAGUGGGAAGCAGAUCUUGUGAUUAUGGAUUCGUUAAGCAAAUACAAUAACGGCUUUAAGUACAUUUUAACUGUGAUCGAUGUACUUAGCAAAUAUGCAUGGGCUGAACCGAUAAAAACAAAGACUGGAGAAAAUCUUGUUAAAGCCUUUGAGAAAAUACUUAAAAAGGGUCGAAAGCCUGAAACGUUUCACAGCAACAAAGGGACGGAGUUUAUGAAUCGAAAGUUUCAAGCCUUUUUGAAGAAACAUAACAUCCGGUUUUUCACGACGCAAAACGAGACCAAGGCAUCGAUUGUCGAAAGGUUUAAUCGUACGCUCAAGACGAAAAUGUGGAAAUAUUUUACAGCGAAGAACACGCUCAAGUACGUGGACAUUCUCCAGAAACUCGUAUAA